This is a messenger RNA of Musca vetustissima, 871 nucleotides long. RefSeq names its product activating signal cointegrator 1 complex subunit 2 homolog. The transcript is spliced from 3 exons. NCBI's taxonomy places the organism in Eukaryota, Metazoa, Arthropoda, Insecta, Diptera, Muscidae. The record is from RefSeq and is a predicted model, not a curated record. The annotation marks the transcript as partial.
AAAUAUCAAAACCCACCGAAGGAAGAGAACAAUCCACAACAAUCAACCUAUCCACAAGAACAAGCACCUCAAAACCGUAACAUUAAACAAAAUGACACCUCACAGAAAUAUCAACACCCACCGAAGCAACAGAACAAUCCCCAACAAUCAACCUAUCCACAAGAACAAGCACCUCAAAACCGUAACAUUAAACAAAAUGACACCUCACAGAAAUAUCAACACCCACCGAAGCAACAGAACAAUCCACAACAAAAAGAACAACAGUGUAACCCCCCGCAAGAAGAUCACCCUUCACAGCCGUAUGAAAACCCACAAGAAAAUCAGUUACAUUCUCAGGAAGAUCUGUGCAACAAUCCCCCCAAGGCAACAUCACAGCAACAACAAGAAUGCCGCCCACAACAACAGGAAAACCCCAUUAUUUUAGAAUAUAUGGAUUCGAUGUAUAAAUAUCAAAACCCACCGAAGGAAGAGAACAAUCCACAACAAUCAACCUAUCCACAAGAACAAGCACCUCAAAACCGUAACAUUAAACAAAAUGACACCUCACAGAAAUAUCAACACCCACCGAAGCAACAGAACAAUCCACAACAAUCAACCUAUCCACAAGAACAAGCACCUCAAAACCGUAACAUUAAACAAAAUGACACCUCACAGAAAUAUCAACACCCACCGAAGCAACAGAACAAUCCACAACAAAAAGAACAACAGUGUAACCCCCCGCAAGAAGAUCACCCUUCACAGCCGUAUGAAAACCCACAAGAAAAUCAGUUGCAUUCUCAGGAAGAUCUGUGCAACAAUCCCCCCCAAGCAACAUCACAGCAACAACAAGAAUGCCGCCCACAACAACAGGAAAAACCCAUUAUUUUAGAAU